Molecule: messenger RNA, 3931 nt
Organism: Dryobates pubescens (Downy woodpecker)
Lineage: Eukaryota; Metazoa; Chordata; Aves; Piciformes; Picidae
Gene: ATOH8
Product: atonal bHLH transcription factor 8
Exons: 3
Coding region: 272-868 (198 amino acids)
Molecular function (GO): protein dimerization activity; DNA-binding transcription factor activity
Source: RefSeq, a predicted model, not a curated record
UCCUGUUUCUUUAAAGCCGCUCAUCUGCGCGCCCGGCCGGCUCCGGCGCCCAGGGGCAGGCUGCGGGGAGCCGCGGGCGGGCAGGCGGCCGCACGCACGCACGCACGGACUGAGAAACCCGCCCGCCAGGGCUCCCGCUGCCCGCAGGGGCUCCCGCUGCCCGCCGGGGCCGAGCGGGCGCAGAUGGGCGGCGGCGGCUGCGGGGCGGCGGCAGCGCGAACGGAGCGGCGGAGCAGCCGCUGCUGAGCGCACCCGCGUAGCGCCUAGCGCCAUGCGGAGCGCGCCGCUGGCGGAGGGCGAGCCGUGGCCGCGCCUCUGCGCCGCCGAGCUCGGGGGGCUGAGGCGACUGCGGCGCAAGCAGGGCUGCGGAGGCUUCCGCGUGGAACUCAAAGUGCUGAGCGGGAGGCGGACGGCGCUCCGCGGGCCCCCCCCGCGCCCCGCCGCGCCGCCACCCGCCUGGGAGCCGCGCAGCGCCUGCACCGCCGCACCGCCGCCCGCCGCCCGCCCGCCGCCGCCGCCGCCGCCCGCCACCUCCCCGCGGCCGGGCGAAGCGUCCGGCGUGUCCCCGGAGAUCAAAGCCCUGCAGCAGACGCGACGGCUGCUGGCCAACGCCCGCGAACGGACCCGAGUCCACACCAUCAGCGCCGCCUUCGAGGCGCUGCGGAAGCAGGUUCCCUGCUAUUCUUAUGGUCAAAAGUUGUCCAAACUGGCCAUCUUGAGAAUAGCCUGUAACUAUAUCCUUUCCCUGGCCAGACUAGCAGACCUGGAUUACAGCGCUGACCACAGUAACAUGAGCUUCUCUGAAUGCGUGGAGCAGUGCACUAGGACCUUACAAGCAGAAGGAAGAUCUAAAAAAAGGAAGGAGUAAUAACCAGGAGGGAGCAUUCAAAAGAGCUUCCAGACAGAGUUACAUCUGUUCUUGGCAAAUGUUGCAUGAUCCAGAUGAAGACUGCAAGCAGCUUUUUUGCAGAAAUCCCUUUUCAAGAUGAUGAUUGGCCAAGGAACUUUAUUAAUCUCUGGAACAGAAAGGAAGAAAAGGAAAAGAAAACAAAACAAACAAAAGAAAGGAUGAGGAUUCCUAUUGUUGUUAAGCCAGCCACCUUUUAGUAUGUGCAAUUUAAUUAGCACUUUUCCCUUUGCUUAACUGGGAAAUGUUCCCCUCUCAGCUCAUGUGUAAAGUAAUUUGUUGUUGUUGUUGCUAUUGUGCCAAAGAUUUGAUGGAGCUUCUACACUGUGUCUUAUUUUUGCCUUAACAUUAAAUCUUUGAGCCAAAGAGAAGUCAGAGAUGCCAUGCAGAUGGUGAUGAGCAGGCCAGCCAGCUGUCAGUGACAGAUGUGGACUUCUGAAUCCCUCUGUGAGUUGCCUCUUAUUUCUCCUGCCCACACUCCUCCGCAUGCAGCCCUGGCGCCAGUGUUCAGUGUGGGCAAGGUCUGGGACAACAACAAAUCAUGCUUCAGCGUUCAGGUUUGCUUCUUUGUUUGAGCCACUCUGCAGUUCUGCCUUCGGGGCAAUUUCCUGCCUGUGUAACACAUCCACGGGGUGGAAAUACUGACACAAAGUGAGAACUGAAACAGGAGCUAGGGCUUUAUUUUAUUGUUUUUUAACAAAUCAAUAAAAGUAAAUAAGGAAAAACUCAGUGCCAUGUAAAGAAAACAAAUCAGAAGCAAGUUUGGCUAAUCAGAAGGACGCGCAGCAAACAUGGCAGGCGUUCAGCUUUGGGACAGCCUUCUGCCCCUGGGGUUCUUCAAGCGAUCAGAAGCCCAUGAAAUGCAAAAGCGUUUGAAGCCUGCACUGUACCUUUCACUUCAAAUUGAAGUAAAAAAAAGAUAAAAGAUUGAGAAACAUUUGCUUGGAGUAAGCAGACUUACUGGUAAUGCAGUUGGUGUGCAAGACAUCUGCUAAUGAUGGGGGGUGGAGCUCUGUGUCCAAGGGAAAGCAAACUGAGGGUGUGCACACCAAGGAGAUGAUUGUGUUCUGUUCCCUGCUCAAGGGGCAGGGUUAUUUGUGAGGUCAGGGUGGCAUCCUGGCUACAUCAGCAGGAAUCGGGUGCUCAGGUGUCUGGCUUACUCCAGUCUGAAUCUGGCUGACCAUCACCAGGCACUGGGGGGUGAGGGGCUGGAGCAGAGAGGCAUUAGGUGGCAGAGAAGAGAAUAAGCCCUGUUCUACUACCACAAAGACAAAGCUUGAACUCCUCAGUGCCUGCUCGUUUCUCUCCCAAGCUGAGCAGCGGGCAGAUGGACACCAAGCUGGGGAGCCAGAAUGCAAAACCUGAGCUCCCUGGAGCAGAGUGGGUGUCUGGGGUGCCAUGCUGCCAUGAUGGUCUGCUUGUUGCCACGUAUUCUGACCCAGGUAAGGAUGGACAAACUCCUGGUAAGGAUGCUCCAGAUGUCUUCUAUUUGAUUUCUGGGACACCUGAGGGAUGGCUGUGUCCAAACUCCCUCCCAGAAGCUCGUGAUAUACCUCUGCCCUCACUGCUGGUCAUUAGAAGCAGCCCAAUAAAAUACCUUUCUAGAUUGUCAUGUGUAUUCCUUUCUUAAAGCAUGGGGUUUAAUCCUCUCUUUCAUUACGUUCAGGUAUUCAUCUUGUAACAGGGAGAGGGGUGGAUCUCAUGGGCCAUGGGAAACACUCCAGGGGGUGUACACCCAUGUCAAAGGGUAGGGCUUAAAGUGCAUCUGCUUUUGCAAACCCCAGAGUCGUCUCACAGAGGAGAGCCAGCCAGAGAGAACAGAAUCACAAAACAUCCAGUUGGAAGAGACCUCCAAGCUCAUCUAGUCCAACCCUCCACCCAGCACUGCAGGGUCAACACUAAACCCUGAGGGAGCUGGGGGUGUUCAGGCUGGAGAAGAGGAAGCUGAGGGAGACCUCCUUGCUCUCUACAGCUCCCUGAAGGGAGGUUGGAGUGAGGAGGGGGCAGCCUCUGCUCCUUGGUGGCAAGGGACAGGAGCAGAGGCAAUGGUUCCAAGCUGCCCCAGGGGAGGCUCAGGCUGGAGCUCAGGAAAUCUUUCUGCCCUGGAAGGGUUCUCAGAGCUUGGCAGAGGCUGCCCAGGGCAGUGCUGCAGUGCCCAUCCCUGGGGCUGUUCCAGCAGCUGUGGAGCUGGUGCUUAGGGCCAUGGUUUGGUGCUGAGCCUGCAAUGCUAGGUUAAGGGCUGGGCUGGAUGAGCUUGGAGGUCUCUUCCAACCAGAUGUUUUCUGUUAUUCUGUACGUUUGUAAUGGGACAAGCUUGCCCAAGAAGCUGUCUUGAAAGUUUUAACUCAUGACAUAAUAAUUUGUAAAAUCUGGGUCCUUUCACAUCAGUAUUGAAAGGACAAAUCAGCUUUGGAGGCAUCCAUGCAUGUACUUCCUGGUGUUCAAUGGAUUUUUUGUAGCAGCAAGCACAAGCAGCUGGUCUGGUUCCCUGGUGUUCCCAGGGAUGUGUUUUGUGCAGCAGUAGCUUCAGGAACUGGUCAAUAUUAACAUUAAGUUCCUGUCCCUGUGAGCAUGUCCCCUCUCACUUGGCACACUGCACUAAAAGAGAUGGCCAAGGCUGGCUCCCAUCCAGUUGUGUAAGAGAGUGCAAAGCAUGGGCUUAAGGGUAGGGAUCUUUGCAAGGAAGCAGAAGAUCUCAUUGCUGUUCCCCUUUCCAUUGUAAUAAUCUAUACCUCAUGAAUUACACCAUCAACCACUCCUGGGGUUGCUGUGUGGAGGAAAGCAACAAAGUUUUUAUGGAAGAAGCCUGAGAGGGCUGAAAGUGAGACAGAUUGGCAAGACUCACAGACAGGCUUGAGCCCCUGACUGAGGAGCCAGCAGAGGAGGGUGGGACUGUGGGGUUAGCAGGACCCUGAGCAGCUGAGGUUUAUGUGGGGAGAGCUGUGCUGGAUCCUCACCUCAUCAGCGCACAGGGUGGAGCAGCCACCAGGCUGGCACCAAGUAGUGAGUGGGUGCUCUUUGCCA